AUUCAGAGGGGAAGAAUUCAACGAUGUUAAAACUUAUAAAUUACAAUUUCGAUUACCAAGUUUCAAUUCUAAGAUCAAAGAGUUGAUCAGGAAAAGAGAAAUUUCCAAAUACCGCCAAAGAUGAUAGCUGUUCAGUGUCACCCUCGCUUCCCCAUUUCUCUCAAUUUAUCUUCUUCUACUUCUUCUCCGCGGAUUAAACCCCAAAUUUCUCCUAUUUCCAGCUCAAAUCUCCCUUCACUGUCAAAAAAUGUGGGCAGAACCAGAAGCCGGACAACCCUCGUGAGGGGCGACUUCAGGGAUGGCGUUGAGCCAGUUCAAGAGUCGGCUUUCUUCGACGAAAACGGCGCCGUCGAAGACAUGGAUGGAUACCUCAAUCAUCUGUCCCUAGAGUAUGACUCAGUUUGGGACAUCAAGCCUGCGUGGUGCCAACCUUGGACAGUUACACUGACCGGGAUGGUAAUAAUUACCGGUAGCUGGCUAGUUUGGAACUCAGUAACAGUUACCUCAGCGGUAACAUCUGUAAUUUGCUUGUGGUGGUACGUCUUUCUGUACCAUUAUCCAAAGGCAUAUUCAGAUAUGAUUGCGGAGCGAAGAAAGAAGGUAACAAGCGGUGUAGAAGACACCUAUGGUAUGAAAACUGGGCAAUGAUCUUGGAGGGACAACUUUUCGGCCCAGGUUAUAAGAGCAUGUAUACAUCAUUGUAAACAAAGAUAUAAAGGCAUGUAUACAUCAUCGUAAAAACAAGUAAAUCUUCUUGGAUUAAAAUUUCAAUUGGACACCU
Messenger RNA from Sesamum indicum (sesame), 781 nucleotides. Its product is annotated as spindle pole body-associated protein. Lineage: Eukaryota; Viridiplantae; Streptophyta; Magnoliopsida; Lamiales; Pedaliaceae. Gene Ontology annotation, cellular component: chloroplast. The record is from RefSeq and is a predicted model, not a curated record.